Messenger RNA from Lactuca saligna, 2136 nucleotides. NCBI's taxonomy places the organism in Eukaryota, Viridiplantae, Streptophyta, Magnoliopsida, Asterales, Asteraceae. The record is from the annotation of a GenBank genome assembly.
AUGUUUGUAGAAGCUACAACUUCAGUUGUGAAUUUGUCACCAUGUUUUGCUUUGAAAUCAGGUUAUUACAAGAAUCUCUCCUCCCGAGUUUCAGUUAAGUGCACUAAAACAGCAUCAGAUUCAUCUCUUGAGAAGUCUACAAAUUCAGUUAAGGGAGCUUCUUUAAAUAAGAGAGUUGGGUCUUUGAAUGAUGUUGAAAGGAGGGAGAUACUUGGUUCAAAUGUUAUUGAUGACAAGAGUAGAUGGAAAGAAGAAAAGCUUGAACCUUUGUGGGAUGAUGGCUAUGGAACUCAGAGUGUGAAAGAUUAUCUUGAUUUAGCCAAAGACUUCAUUAAACCUGAUGGCGGACCUCCCAGGUGGUUUUGCCCAGUGGUAGCAGAUGGGAAUGAAAGUCCUUUACCCAAUUCACCCGUUCUUCUGUUUUUGCCAGGGAUUGAUGGUCUUGGUUUGGGCUUAAUUUUGCACCACAAGUCUCUUAAAAAAGUGUUUGAAGUUCGAUGUUUGCACAUCCCAGUUCAAGAUCGAACACCAUUUGAAGAUUUACUGACAAUUGUGGAGAACACCUUGAGGUUUGAGCAUGAUUUAUUUCCAAAUAGGCCAAUAUAUCUUGUUGGAGAUUCUUUUGGAGGGUGUUUAGCUCUUGCAGUUGCGGCACAUAAUCCAACUAUAGAUCUUGUAGUUAUAGUGUCAAAUCCAUCAACUUCGUUUGACAAGUCACAACUACAACUUAUGUUUUCUGUCUUGGAGGUCAUGCCUAGUACACUUCAUAUCACAAUCCCUUAUAUUCUUAGCGUUGUCAUGGGUAAUCCUAUAAAGAUGGCAAUGGUGACUACUGAAGCCUCGCCUACUGUAAAUGUUGGGAAAGUAGCUGAAAACCUUACUAUGUUGCUUCCUCGCCUUUCGGGGUUGUGUGAUAUUAUUCCAAGAUCAACACUUUUAUGGAAGUUAAAAUUACUUAAAUAUGGUGUUGCUUACACUAAUUCUCGACUGCAUGAUGUUAAAGCUGAAGUGCUAGCGCUUGCAAGUGGUAGAGAUAACAUGUUUCCGAGUAGCAAUGAAGCUCAAAGGCUUUCAAAAACAUUGCAAAACAGCAAAAUAUGUUACUUUACGGACAACGGUCAUGCUCUUUUACUGGAAGAUGGUAUUAAUUUGUUAACAAUACUCAAACAAAGCUUAAAAUAUCGAAGAACAUGCAAGCAUGAUUUUGUAAAGGACUACCUGCCACCUAGCAUGUCAGAGUACAAAAAUGCCCUUGCAGGACACAUGUGGUUCCAAUUUGCUACAAGUCCAGUGAUGUUUUCAACUUUAGAAGAUGGAAGAAUAGUGAGAGGCCUUAGUGGGAUUCCAGAUGAAGGUCCUGUUUUGUUAGUUGGUUAUCAUAUGCUCAUGGGAUUAGAACUUGCACCACUUAUUAUAGAGUUUUUAAGAGAAAAGAAUGUUAUUGUUCGUGGUUUGGCCCACCCUGAACUUUUUACAUUGAAUUCCAUAAAUGAGUUUCUUAAAUUUUCAUAUGUUGACUUGAUGAAAGUUUUUGGUGCCCUGCCUGUUACACCAACCAACCUCUUCAAAUUGCUUUCAACAAAAUCUUUUGUAUUGCUCUACCCUGGUGGUGCACGUGAGGCUCUUCAUCGUAAGGGUGAGCAAUACAAGUUAUUUUGGCCUGAUAAACAAGAGUUUGUAAGAAUGGCUGCAAAGUUCAGGGCUACUAUCGUACCAUUUGGAACUAUUGGAGAAGAUGAUAUUGCUGAGUUGGUUCUUGACAAUGAGGAUAUGAUGAAAAUCCCUAUCCUAAACAAUCAAAUAAAAAAAGCAAACGAAGAGGCAAUUAAUGUAAGGGCUGGAAUGGAUGGAGAAGUUGGUAAUCAGAACUUACUUUUUCCGGUAUGCGUACCAAAGGUACCUGGUCGAUUCUACUAUUUAUUUGGGAAGCCAAUACAAACAAAGGGAAAAGAAAAUAUAUUGAAAGAUAGAGAAAAUGCAAAAGAGUUGUAUAUGGAGAUAAAGUCUGAAGUGGAAAAGAGUAUGACUUAUUUGAUUAAGAAGAGAGAGGAGGAUCCUUAUCGUGGGAUUGUUAAUAGACUUGUAAAUCAACCGCUUUCAACCCCCGUGCACCAUGUUCCCACAUUCGAGCCUUGA